CCCCUUCGUUCGAUUCACAAACGCGAGACGAUCACCACACGAAUCCUUCUCCUUCUCCGAUAUCGCGAUGUCCUCCUCCUUCGAUCCCUUCGUCGCCGGCGGCGAUGACGCCGUUCCGCCGGCUUCCGCUCGCCCCUUCGAUGACGACGGAUACCUAGGCUACGACCCCCGCCUUCCUUCCCAGCGCUUCGAGUCCUUCUCCUCCUUUUCCCCGGCCAACGACGAGGAUCUAUACGAUGCUCCUAAGAAUAUACCCGACGACGUAUUCAGCGGCGUUGAUGUCCACCAUGUCUCUGUGGGGAGUGCUGGCGGUGGUGGAAGCUUCCCCCCUUCUCCUGAGGCCUUUGGCUACCGCUCGGAUCUCCAGACCGGCUCGUCUCCCUCGCCUUUUGAGAUGCCGGAGGCUAAUGGAGGGCCGGAUCAUGGCGAGAUCUUCUCGGAUGGGCCAUCGCUGCCCCCGCUUAACGAGAUGCAGCCUGAGGAGGGAUUUAUUCUUCGGGAGUGGCGCCGCCAAAAUGCUGAACUUCUGAAGAUAAAAGAAGAAAAGGAAAAGGAGCUCAGGGAAGAUAUAUAUAAAGAAGCUGAUGAUUACAAGAUUGCUUUCCAUGAGAAAAGAAAGGUUAACAGUGAAAUGAACAAGAUCCACAACAGGGAAAGAGAGAAGCUAUUCCUGGCCAACCAGGAAAAAUUCCAUGCCAAUGCUGAUAAACAAUACUGGAAAGCAAUCACAGAGCUCAUUCCAAAUGAGGUACCCAAUAUUGAGAAGAGAGGGAAGAAGAAUGAGGAGAAGAAACCAUCCAUUGUUGUUAUUCAAGGUCCGAAACCUGGCAAGCCCACCGAUCUUUCAAGGAUGCGUCAGAUACUUUUGAAACUGAAACAUAAUCUCCCAGAACAUAUGAAGCCCGCCCCACCACCACCACCACCACCUGCUGCAACCACUGCCAAAGACGGAAAUAAACCAGAGAUCCCCAAAGGAGCCACAACAGAAACCCCUGCUGUUAAACCAGUGGCAGUUGCUGUGAAUUAAACAGAAUGCAUUUCUCCAUCCUGAGCAUUCUGCUGCUUGUUAUUGAGAAUAAGACUGGUAUAAACUUUUGCUUCUCUUUUGGCAGUGUGUUGUUUGAGGAUAGACAAGACUUCCAUGAACUCCCCUAUUUUGAUGUCCAUUUUGUAGAAAGUGUUUUCAGAGUUUAUUGUUUAAUUUGCCA
Molecule: messenger RNA, 1208 nt
Organism: Dioscorea cayenensis subsp. rotundata (Guinea yam)
Lineage: Eukaryota; Viridiplantae; Streptophyta; Magnoliopsida; Dioscoreales; Dioscoreaceae
Product: clathrin light chain 2-like
Exons: 3
Coding region: 68-1027 (319 amino acids)
Biological process (GO): intracellular protein transport; clathrin coat assembly; clathrin-dependent endocytosis
Cellular component (GO): clathrin coat of coated pit; plasma membrane; clathrin coat of trans-Golgi network vesicle
Molecular function (GO): structural molecule activity; clathrin heavy chain binding
Source: RefSeq, a predicted model, not a curated record